UGAACUUGAACUCUGAUUACUUUUAAAUGUGCUGUCUUUUAAGAUCAACAUUCGGCAAGUGACAUUUUAAAACGUUAAGAAAUUUAGGUAAAAAUUAUAAACAAAUACCUGCUUCCCCUCAUCUGGUCACACUUGCUGAGCAAGAUCUCCACCACUGAUCUGUGUUGCCAUUCCCACCACCCACUCUCAGAGAUACAGGGUCUCAUUUAUGUAGCCCAGGCUGACCAGGUACUUUAAAUCCUCCUGCCUCAGUUUCCCCGGUUGCUGGGAUUACUCAUGUGCACCACUUCCAGUUGCAGGUGUUUGACAGCUGCACAGUAAGUUGAUACAGUUCCGUCCUAACAUGCUGGGCUCCUCCGGGAUUUCCUGAUACCGCUUGCUGGGUGCUGACCCUCUGGAGGCUCUGAUCUUAUUUGUAUUACCAUGAAUUUUGUCUGGGAAGUGGUUCAUUUUAUGUAAAAGAAAACUCUCUGCCCGUCACCGAAUGACAAGCACAGCUGUUAACCCAUGUGAAACUUAUCCAGUUCUUUUAGAAAGAUAACAUUUUCAGAAUAGACUUUUUAAAAUGUUGGUUUUUAAUUUAAUUAAUACCAAGUUUGUCUCCAGAGGAAGACAAGAGGGGAUGCACUUUACCUGAAGUGUAUUUUUUUUUUUUUUUUUUGAAACUCCGGUGAUAUUUGGGGAAGCAAAUUUACAGAUCACCCAUGUUCAGAGAGAGACAGACAGAGACAGAGGGAGAGGAGAGAAGAGAGAGAAUGAGAAUAUAUAUGUUGCUGGCUUGCCCUUAAAGCAGGCAGUGAGAGGCGGGCUAUGGGUGUUAAGUAUGUGCUGGGUGACCGCGCACGGGCGGCGACCACACCUCCUCACAGGGCCUCUGGGCCGAGGGUUUCCUGCAAGUUUCCUGCCUGAUGGCUGGAGGGCAAGCUAGGGACAGGCAGGAAAGGAAGAUGCUCUGCCCAGAAGUGGGGGCAGGGCGGACCUCUAGCGCUUGACCCCCGCCCUCCGAGAGCCCGCCUCGGGGCGUGGUCCCAGGCGGACCGGGAGGGUCCGGGAGGGUGCAGGGCGCGGGACGCGGGCGAUCAGCAGCGAGACGCGGGAUGCUCGGCCGGCCUCGCCGUGUCCGCUGAGGCUCCCCACUCGUCUCCCCCGUGCCAGCCAGACCCGACCAGAGCCCCGAAGGUUCGAAUCCAGGGCCUCACACAUACUGGACAAGCACGCUACCUAACUGAGCUAAAAACCCAGGCCAUGUACAAGUCUUUCAAACGUCUUGAAGAUGUACACAACUUUUUAUUUUCUAAAAAUGAUUCUCACACCGAGUAUUCUAGAAUUGGGGACAUGGUGAAAGUAAAUAAUCAGGUAACUGCCCCCCCCCCCCGCAAAAUUAGAGGCAUAGUAUGAUUAUAAUCAUAAUGCAUCUUAUGAUGUACAGGUAGACUGGGUUCUUCUGUAAUUCCACCUCUGUUCAUCUCUAAAUACAGAUCAUUACACAAGUCUGUGUUUAACCGAUCAUCUUCAUAAGCCAGAAAAUAUGAUCACAGGAUCAGUUGCUAGUGGAGUUUGAAAAGGGAUAUUAUCUUGGAGAAGCAAGCCAUCCCAGAAAGCUGACCUCAUCUUUCCAGAGGUUGCUUCUGGGUGGGGUCUUAUUAUGUUGCCCAGGCUGGUCUCAGACUCCUAGGCUCAAGCCAUCCUCCUGCCUCAGAUUUUGAGAUAAGUAUAGAUGCUAGAGGCGUUCACUGCGCCUUCUAUAGUCUUCAGCCGUGUUCCCCCAUCCAAACCCAAGGGGAUCAGAUCUGUAGCUAGUCCCACUAAGGUCUGUUGAGGAGGGAAGGGAACCCCGUUAUCUGCAUAAUUAAACCGCGAACCCCUGCUUCCCUUUCAGGAAGUGCAGCGUUUCCUUUGUUCAGCCAGCUCUUAGUGAACAAAAGCUAAUAGAGACACACCAGUUUCCUUCCCACUGAACGGUGGCCUAUUUCAGCCGGCCUGCUUAAUUCUGUUUAUCUCUGCCCUUACCAGAGGGUGUGCGACAAGUGUUGGAAAUCUAUACAUGACGUAAGAUAGAGAUGUACCUCAGUGGCAGAACUCUUUCUUACCAUGGAUGAGGCCUCGGCUUCAGUCUGUAGUGCCACAAGAAAAAAUGAUCCGUGAAGAACAACGACUCUAAGCAGGAAGAAAACACAUAGUUGGUUAUGUUUAAUACAACAGUUUGCUAGAUUCUGGUGUGAAAAAAAACUCACCUUUAAGCAGCCCAAAGUCUAGUAUUUCUCUCAAAGUUAAGUAUUGCUUCCUAUAAUUUGGUGUGCACCACGGUCCAGCAAGGUCUCCCCUGCCCACCUAGGUGGUCUGUGAAGACUGCUGUGUGACUCACCCAUCUCCCGGUGCGUAUCAGUAAUGAGUGUUGGGAGACCGACAGGCGAUGGUGGUUUUAAUUUGUCUGUUUUCUCCUUCUACUACCCAAACAAGAAAAGCAGGGCCAUACGGAGUUCACAUUAAAUUGUAAUAUACUGAAUAUAUAUUUUUUUCUCAAUUUUUUUAAAAAUUAAAAACAUUUUCUUUUAGUGAAGAUGGAUUUUUUGUAUACAAUGUAUUCUGAUUACAGUUUCCCCUCUCCCUAUUCCUCCCAGUUCCUCUCCGCCUUUCCUCCCAACCAGAUCCACACCCUUUCUGUCUCUCAUUUAAAAAACCAACAGGCAACUGAAGAAUAAUAAUAAAGUAAAAUACAGUAAGAUAAAUAAAAAACAAACAUCAGAGUAGAGUAUGACCGAAUAACCAGAUGUAAAAAGAGCCAAAGAAAAAGCACAAGAAACACAUCUAGACUCAGACACACAAAAGUAGGCACACACAGGAAUCCCAUCAAAACCCAAAACCAGAAGCCAUAAUAUGUGUGCAAAGGACCUGUAAGGUUAAAAAAAAAAAGUGCCUUGGCAACAUUAUGAAACAACGAACUUCCGAAGAUGCUGUUGAGUGCAUUGUGUGUUGGGCAUCUACGGCUGGGCAUGGAGCCUGCCCUUAGGAGUGGUUUGUAUCCCCAGUGAGAUGCCCUUAGAGAAAAUUAAUUUUUCAUUUGCAAGUGGCUAUCAAAUUGGAUAUGAUUUCUGGGUUAGGGGUGAGGGCAUGUAUCUGUUUCUCUCAGCUCUAGGACCCACCCCAUUUGAUGCAGACCUGUGCAGGACCUGUGCAUGCUAAUCCAGUCUGUGUUCAUAUGGGUACCAGCCUGUUGUAUCCAGAAGGCCUUGAUUCCUUGAUGUCCCCCUUCUGGCUUUUACAGUCUUUCUUCCCCCCUUCCUCAGUUCUCUGAACCCUGAUUUGGUGGAAACCUGAUUUGGUGGAAACAUUCCUUUUAGGGCCAGGUGUUCCAAGGUCUCUCCCUCAGUGCAUAAAAGAUAAUUUUCUCAUACAAUAUAUUUUAAUCAUAUUCCUUCUCCUCCCUCAGCUUCUCUCAGAGCCCCCCGACUUUCCUCCCCAAACAACUCCAUGGUCUCUCGAACAAACAAAUCAAAACUCCAAAAAACAAAAAUCAAAAUAAACAAGCAAAUAAUCAUUGACAAGAAAAAAAAUAAAACAAAAAGCCCACAAAAGCCAUGGAGUUCAUUUUGUGCUACUCCCGAGCAUGGGGCCAGCCCCAGAGUGUGGUUGAUACACCCAGAGACACUCCGUUGGAGGAAAUGAUCUCCCUGCUUCCUGCAGGUAUUGUUAGGGGUGGGACUUUGAGCCCACUUCUGUCUGGUUUGAACUUGUGCAGGCCUUCAGAUGAUUUCACGGUCUCUCUGAGUUCUUGUGUGCGUCAGCCCUGCUGUGUUUGCAAGACUAUGUUUCCUUGGAGUCAUCCAGCACCUCAGGCUCUUACAAUCUUCCCGCCUCCUCUUCCCCACAGAUGCCUGAGCCUUGAGGGGAGGGGUUUGACCAGGACAUCCCACUUAGGGCUGAGUCCUCUGAAGUCUCUCACUCUUUGUUCAGUUGUGAGUCUGUGUUAAUUCUCUGAUGAGGGACGAGCAAGGUACUGACCUGUGGGAUCCGUGGAAGUCAUGUUAUUUCAACAGGGUCAUGUUGUUGCUAUGUUCCUCAGCAGGGUAACAGGCUCUUCUGUAGGUUUCAUGACCUACCUAGUCUCAGGCUCUUGGCCACUUUAGCCGUGUUGCAUAUGGGUUCCAUGCCGUAGAGGAGCCUUAAGUCUAGUUAGAAAGAGGUGUGUUACUCCUGUGUUUAUGCCAGUAUUGCACCAGUGUUGCUUGCGGGCAGGUCACAGUUGUAAGUUGAAGGAUUUAGGGCUGGGAGAUGUUGAUGAUGGAUGAGUCUCCUCUAGGGUUGUUCAUAGUACCUUCCAGCACCCAUAAACUCUAGACGGUAGAGGUGAAACUUUUAGUUAAGUACCAGCUUGAAUCCUAGAUGUUUAACGACAUAUGUAAGUUGUGUCUUCUGGCAAUAGGGCCUUACCUUCAGGUUGUGGAAAGCAACUAACAGCCUUGAUAAUACCCUGUGAUGUUUGCGGGACUCCAUGGGACUCCUUUGGUCAACAACUCAGAAAAAUGCAACACAUUCUUGGCACUGGGGAUUUUACUUGGUGGCAUAAGGUGUCUAGGUGGGCAUUGUACCCCCCCAGUAGAUGGUGACUCCCUUCAAAUUCCUUUCAUAUAUAAGUGUGUGUGUGUGUGCGUGAAAAAUAUAUAUUUAAAUUCCUUCCACAUAUAUAUGGAAGCAUCUACAGUAGUAGGUUUCAUAUGAUUUUUCAAAAGGCCCCAGCUUGUAUCAGGUUGACAUAAAACUAGCCAGCACAAGCCCUUUGGGUAUAUGCCCGGGAGUAGUAUAGCUAGAUCUUGUGUUGAUAGCUUUUCUGCUUUUCGAGGAACCUCCACACUGAUUUCCACAGUGACUGUACCAGUUUGCACUCUUCACCGGCAGCGACUGAACAUUCCCCUUUCCCUGCAUCCUGGCCAGCAUGCUCUGUCAUUUGUUUUAUUAAUCAUGGCCAGUCUCACGGAGAUAAGAUGAAAUCUCAAAGUAGUUUUGAUUUGCAUUUUUUGAUGGUUAAGGAUAAAAGCAUUUCCAAGCCACUUGUGUUUCAUCUUUAGAGAACCUUCUGUUUGUUUCUGUACCCAUUUUUGAAUGGGUUGUUUCCUUGCUGUUCAGUUUUUUGAGUUCUUUAAAUAGUCUAGAUAUGAACCAUUUGUAAGUUGUGUAAUUGGUAAGGGUUUUCUGCAGUCCACUGCUUAGCUCCAAUGAUGGUGCCCUUUGCUGUUCAGAGUUGUAGUCAAUUAUUGUUGGUCUUCUGACUUUUGACAAAGAAACCAAAAGUACAAACUGGAAAAACCUCAGCAUCUUCAACAAACAGUGCUGGACAAGCUGGAUGGUUGCUUACUAAAGAAUGCAAAUAGAUCCAUAUCUAUCACUCUACUCACAACUCAGCUUCAAACGGAUCAAAGACCUCAACAAAAGGCCCACGAACCAGAAGAAAAGGUGGGGAAUGGGCUUGAACUCACUGGUGCAGAGCAGGGUUAUCUGAAGAGGACACUGAUAGCACAGACAUGAAGACCAGAAAUUAGUAAGUGGGACCUCAGAAGCUGAGAGGCUUCGGUAUGGCAAAGGACACCAUCAAUCGGGCAAAGCAGCAGUCUGCAGAAUGAGGAAAGAUCCUUACCAAUUACACAUCUCUGCAGGGUUAGUAUCAAACAUAUGUAAAGAACUGAAAAGAAACAACACUGAACAAGAAAACAACCGUGUGAAAAAUGAGGUACAGAACCAACCACAGCUUUCUCUGAAGAUGAAACACAAUGGCCAAGAAAUACUUUAAAAACUGUUCCACAUCCUUAGUCAUCAGGAACUCGCUCUGUAGAUAAGACUGGCCUCAAACUCACAAAGAUCCACCUGCCUCUGCCUCCCAAGUGCUGGGAUUAAAGCCACACACCACCACCACCUGGCUAAUUACUGCUUUUAUGUGUCUAGUCAUUAUGGAUCUGUUUAAAUUUUGUAUGUCAUCUUGAUGUGACUUUGAUAGGUUGUAUACCUCAAGAAAGUCAUCCGUUUCUUUUAGGCUUUUAAAUUUGGUAGAAUACAAAAUUUUUAAAUAUGUCACUAUGAUUCUGAAUUUUUUAGUUUCUGCUUUAAUGCCUUCCUUUUCAUUUUUAAUUUUAUUGAUUUAGCUCUUCUUUCUCCAUCUUUUGGUUAAUUUGGAUAAAGGAUUGUCAGUCUUGUUGAUUUUCUCAAAUGACUGUGUCUUCAUUGCAUUCAUUUACUCAGAUCUUCUUCAUGACACUUGAACAUACCCAUAAUUACUAUUCUGUGGUCAUUUCUUCCUCAUCUAAAUUUCUUUUCUCAGGGCCAAUUACAGUUGGGUUUCUGGCUUCUGGAGUUGCCAAAUUGUCUUGGAUGUUUAUGUUUGGUUUUGUGCUUCAAUCCAGGAAUCCAGAAUGAUGACAGUUGAAGUGUUUGUUGUUGUAGAUAUCUAUUCUCAUUUUUUUUUUUUUUUUUGGCUGCGUGUUCCAGUCUUGAUUACUAUUGCACCAAUUUUGGUUCCCAUCUAGCGUGACAAUUGUGGGGUCCUUGGUAGAGAGUAGUUCUGCAGGUUCUAAAGAAAGAACCCAGCAGGAGGCUGGGUCCCAAGGGGAUGGAGUGGGCUGGGAGGUGGGGCCCAGGCUGGCAGGUGGCAGGUCUAAGAGUCAUCUGUAGAGACCAGAAUGGAUGGGAGAAGCAGACCAGGCAGCCCACUCGAGUGCCAGACUUAAAGAGGUACUGAGUAUCUCUUUAAAAGGAUUCAUCAUUUGGACACAGCUCCUAGGACUCAAGAAGCGAAGCAAACAGAUAAAUACUCCAGUCUUCAAGUGUUAAUCCGUUUGUAGGAGCCAGGUGCUUUUGGGGAAAAAAAAAACCCACAAUUUUGCUGUGAGAAAGGACAUGAGGAGACUAAAGGCCUGGGAUUUUACCGAUCAGAAUGAAACCAAUGUUGAAAGACUUUUCAAAUCUCUUGCUGGUGGUGCUCUGUGACUAUGUCCUCGGAGAAGCCGAGUACCUCCUCUUGCGAGAGCCGGUCCACGUGGCCCUGAGCGACAGAACGGUAUCUGUGGAUUUCCACUCCCUCGGUGACGCUAAUGGGACACUGAGGAACGUGUCUGUCAUGCUGUGGGAGGCCAACACCAAUCAGACUCUCACCACGAAAUACCUCCUGACCAACCAGUCCCAGGGGACUCUCCAGUUCGAGUGCUUCUUCUUCCAGGGGGCCGGCGACUACUGGUUUGUAAUGACUCCGGAAGCGACGGACAAUGGCACACAAGCUCCCGGCUGGGAGAAAAGUGUCUUUCUGAAGGUAGAAUGGCCCAUCUUCCACAUUGAUUUGAAUCGGACAGCCAUGGCUGCAGAAGGCACCUUCCAGGUGGGCCUUUUUACCACUCAACCACUCUGCCUGUUUCCAGGGGACAAGCCGGACAUGCUGGUGGACGUGGUUUUCACCGACAGUCUUCCAGAGGCAAGAACAACGGGGCAGCCGCUGGAGAUCAGAGCCACCAAAAGGACAGAACUCGCUCAAGUUCAAUGGGUUGAGUUUGGCUGUGCACCCGUAGGGGUGGAAGCCUACGUCACUGUGACGCUGAAGCUUUGGGGUCAAGACUCAGUCAUCACGUCUGUAGGACCUAUUGACCUGGCCCAAAAAUUCGGAUACAUAUUGGCAAUGGCACCGGAAGUCACGUGUGAGUCUGUGGUGGAAGUGACGGUCCUGCCUCCUCCUUGUGUCUUUGUCCAAGGAGUGCUUGCUGUUUACAAAGAGGCCCCCAGACACCCGGGGGAGAGGACUUCGCAGCUGGCUGAAAACAGCCUGUCGCUGGGAGAGAAGAGCGCAGUGUUUAACUGCACUUUGUUUGAUGUGGGGAAGAACAAGUACUGCUUUAAUUUUGGAAUUUCAAGGAAAAGACAUUUUUCUGCAAAGGAGUGCAUGCUAAUUCAGAGAAAUAUAGAGUCUUGGGGACCAUGGCAGCCGUGGAGUCAGUGUAGCAACACGUGCGGGGAGGCUGUCCGAGAACGGCGCCGCGCGUGUCUCGCUUCUUUCCCCUCCAGACCCAGCUGCUCUGGAGUAUCCUCAGAGACCUCUUCAUGCUCCCUGGAGGAGUGUGCUGUAUUCCGGCCGCCGGGCCCAUCGUCUGUUCCACCCCAGGGUCCGGUGAAGUCCAACAACGUAGUGACGGUCACAGGGAUAUCCCUGUGUCUGUUCAUCAUCAUUGCCACCGUGCUCAUCACUCUCUGGAGGAGGUUCGGCAGAGCCCCCAAAUGCAGCACCCCUGCCCGACACAACUCCAUCCAUACCCCUGGCUUCCGGAAGAACUCGGAUGAGGAGAACAUCUGCGAGCUGAGCGAGCCUCGGGGAAGCUUCUCAGAUGCGGGUGACGGACCCAGGGGAAGCCCGGCGGACACAGGCAUCCCUCUGACUUACAGGUGCAGCGCACCAGCGGCUCCUGACGACGAGGCCUCCGGCAGUGAGAGCUUCCAGUCCAACGCCCAGAAGAUCAUCCCGCCCCUGUUCAGCUACCGCCUGGCCCAGCAGCAGCUGAAGGAGAUGAAGAAGAAAGGGCUGACCGAGACCACCAAAGUGUACCACGUGUCUCAGAGUCCCCUGACAGACACCGUCGUGGAUGCCACGGCCAGUCCUCCCUUAGACCUGGAAUGCCCCGAAGAAGCAGCAGCAGCGGGCAAGUUCCGAAUCAAGUCUCCAUUUCUGGACCAGCCUGUGGCAGGCGCCGGGGAUAGGCCCCCCUCCAGGCUGGAUGGCGUCGUGCCUCCGCCCAGCUGUGCGGUCAGUCCCAGCCAGACCCUGAUCCGCAAGUCGCAGACGAGGUCAACUGUGGGGAGAGAGGGCUCAUCUGAGAGGUGCCACUCCAGAAGUUCCCUCUUCAGGAGGACCGCUAGUUUUCAUGAAACCAAGCAGUCCCGCCCUUUCCGGGAGAGAAGCUUGUCUGCGCUGACUCCCCGCCAGGUCCCUGCCUACAGUUCCAGGAUGCGGACCUGGGACCAGAUAGAGGAUAGGUCCAGGCCUCCUAGUCGAAGUGCCCACCUGCUUCCAGAGCGAUCAGAGCACUUCCAAGGGGCAGGUCGGGCCAGCAGUCCCUUGGGCCCUCUCUCCAAAUCCUACACUGUGGGGCAUCCCAGGAGGAAACCGGACUCGGGGGAUCGCCAGGCAGGGUUGGUGGCAGGAGCUGAGAAAAUGGAGCCUCACCGAGCUCACAGGGGACCGUCCCCCAGUCACAGGAGUGUUUCACGGAAGCAGCCUUCACCCAUUUUCCCCAAAGAUAGCUACCAGAAAGUCAGCCAGCUCAGCCCUUCUCACUGCAGAAAAGAUAAAUGUCAGAGCUUUCCCAUCCACCCAGAGUUCGCCUUCUACGACAACACCUCUUUCCGCCUCACUGAGGCCGAGCAGAGAAUGCUGGACCUCCCGGGAUACUUCGGCUCCAACGAAGAGGAUGAAACCACACUUAGCGUGGAGAAGUUGGUCAUCUAGGCUGAGAAGCUGCAGGACCCACCCAGGGCCCUUUACCCAGCUGGCAGUAUGCACUGCUCACAUACCUUCUGUUAACUUUAUUGUAUAACUGUGGGAAUUGGUUCAAAACCCAGAGGGGUGGGUGCGUGCGUGCGUGCGUGCGUGCGUGUGUGUGUGUGUGUGUGUGUGUGUGUGUGCUCACCGAGAAGAAGUUAUUUAUCCUGAAUGUUUAUCCUGGGCGUUUCUUUUUGUUAUCCCUUUUCUGUCGGCUUCUUUCUACUAAUAAAACUCAAGUGAGGCAAAUGUAUGAUGAUUUUGAACACUACACUGGAUGUUUCCAACUUUGGAAUCUGGAAGCUUCUCCCAAAGGGGAGGAGCCAUCAGCUGCUCGCCUCCAUGUGCAGAGAGAGCUAUUAUAGGUGCGACCUUGUAUCUUGCUUUGUUUUGCAGUAAGGACUAAACAAAGGGCCUAAAAAUGGGGCUACUUCUUUUGAAGGUUGUCACCAAGGUACCCAGUGCAAAGCAUAAAUCCUUGCAGCCCAGUGGCCUAAUGACUAUUCAGGAUCUGCUCAAAUAGCUACCUUUUCUUCUUUUUCUUAAUGACCUCCGUGCGGCCACACCCAUCCUGCCUUUAGAUUGUUUUCCUUCUUUCCCCUAUCAGGAUGUCGGCCUGCUGGUGAGGGUUCAGACGGGAAAGUCACAGAUGUAAACACGGUAGUUUCAAACGUUAAUAUUUGUUGAGCUGCCGCUUGUGCCGUUUUUAUUGAACAUUAAAAUGUGCUUCCUUUGGGGCGGCUUUAGUGAUGACUAUCUGCUCUGCAGGAACAGGAGGGGUAGAUUGUCCAGGCUGUCUGACAACUGCUGUGCAUGGAUGAAAGAAGAGGCAGGCCGGGUACUCUCCGGUGCCUUUAUUUAUCGCCAGAGCUUUGUUCUUGAUCCAAGCUCGCAGGUCUGUGUGCCAACCUUUGACACACAGGGCACAUGCUCACUCACUUGUCCCAGAGCUCCCAGGGUCCAGCAGUAUCAGACCGAGACCAAAACAGCUUUGGAGAAAUGGAGAUUCAAGAGGAGCACUGUGGGCUAAAAGGUUUUCUGUUCAGUGAUGUUCACCAUCGGCCUAGUUUUCUGGGGCUCUCCCCAGCGGUGAACUCUGGCCUCCGAGAGAAAAGAUGUUUCACGCAGUCUUCAGCGCGUAAGUUGUAGAUUUCAGUAGAAAGGUUUUCUGUUUCUAACCACGGUGUCUCCUUGUAUUAGUCCCCGUGGCUGCUGUAGAGUAUAGGCUUGAGAAAGGUAAAUGGCCAGCUAGGGAAAUGCCUUAAAAAUCAUUUGUAGUUGAAUUAGAAUGAUUCUUUGUAAUACGUCACACUGUAAAUCAUAGAAAGGAAAUAUGUUUGGGAGAGAUUAUGAGAUUUCCAUUUAUAGAGGUCUCCACAAAUGGAAGUAUUUUUUAUUUUUAUUUUUUUUGGUGUUAUUGACUUGUGUGUUUCCAACCAUCCUCUGAACUCUUAAUGAGGCUUAGACAACAUUCUGCUAGUUCUGUGUCUCAGAUUAUCUCAUUAUAUGUGACCGCAGCAAUCUUGAUAAGCAUUCCACAUUUCUAUAUUACUGUCUGUGUCCCAAGCAGUCAUAACUGUCUGUGAUGUGUCUGCUCACUUACCUGAGAAUAAAUGUUCUUUUUAAAUAUAGGUUUUUUAUUCUAAAAUUUAAAACUUUUAAUUUAUUUUAGAAUUUUACACAAAUAUUAUAUUUAUAUUAUUUCCACCCCCUUCUCCCCUCUCUAACUACUCCCUUUCAAAGUCAUAACUCGUGUGUGUGUGUGUGUGUGUGUGUGUGUGUGUGUGUGGACUAGUCACGUGGGAUUGAACUGAGCCCUGUCAGGGGCCCUUGUCCCUAGAGAAAAAUUCUCUGUCUCUCAGCAGCCAUUGAUUGUCCUCAAUUCUUCAGCUAGGGCUGGGGCCUUGUGGCAUUUCCUCCAUUGUGUCGGCUAGCGUUGCCACAGCACAGGCCUUGUUAGCCGCCCGUAUUGUUAUGGUUUUUGUCUCAGGACACUUCCAGGCAAGCUUCAACUACCGUCCGCAAAACGGAUGGUUCUCAAACACAUGAUUUCCAACUCAUUGACAGUGAUGCUUCUGGAGAUCUUUGAAGUGCUCAUUCAAUUGUGGUUCCCAGAUAUCUUUUUGUUUUCCCUCAACAGUUCAGUAUCCGGGCAAAACACCAACACACAGCUGGCACCAGAGUUAGAAGCUUAAGGGUCCCUUUGAACUUGGUUUCACCGUAUCUCUGCAGCUCGUAUUCCGACUCGCUGGCAUCAUCCCUGUGUUCUCGGUUCCUGUUGCACGCUGUAUCAUUCCUUUUUCUUUAUUAAACGUUAUUUGA
Molecule: messenger RNA, 11827 nt
Organism: Alexandromys fortis (reed vole)
Lineage: Eukaryota; Metazoa; Chordata; Mammalia; Rodentia; Cricetidae
Gene: Thsd1
Product: thrombospondin type 1 domain containing 1
Exons: 6
Coding region: 6923-9472 (849 amino acids)
Cellular component (GO): cell periphery
Source: RefSeq, a predicted model, not a curated record